AUGGCCAAGCGCACCUUCUCUACCUUGGAGAUGUUCCUGAUUUUCCUUCUUGUAAUGAUGACUGCCAUCACAGUGGCUCUUCUCAGCCUCUUGUUUAUCACCAGUGGGACCAUUGAAAACCAUAAAGAUUCAGGAAGCCAUAUUUCUCCAACCACCCAGGGCCCCACGGCCACCCAUGCUUCCUCAGUGACACGCUCUCCGGAGCCACCUCUGUUUCAGAACUUCAGUGGUUAUCACAUUGGUGUUGGACGAGCUGACUGCACAGGACAAGUAGCAGAUAUCAAUUUGAUGGGCUAUGGUAAAAGUGGCCAGAAUGCACAGGGCAUCCUCACGAGGCUAUACAGUCGUGCUUUCAUCAUGGCAGAACCUGAUGGGUCAAAUCGAAUAUUGUUUGUCAGCAUCGACAUAGGCAUGGUAUCCCAAAGGCUCAGGCUGGAGGUCCUGGACAGACUACAGAGUAAAUACGGCUCCCUGUACAGAAGAGACAACGUCAUCCUGAGUGGCACUCACACACACUCGGGUCCAGCAGGAUAUUUCCAGUACACUGUCUUUGUCAUUGCCAGUGAAGGAUUUAGCAAUCGAACUUUUGAGUACAUGGUCACUGGUAUCAUGAAGAGCAUUGAGAUAGCACACACAAAUAUGAAACCAGGCAAAAUCUUCAUCAAUAAAGGAAAUGUGGAUGGUGCGCAGAUCAACCGAAGCCCUUAUUCUUACCUUCAGAAUCCUCAAUCAGAGAGAGCAAGGUAUUCUUCAAAUACAGACAAGGAAAUGGUAGUCUUGAAAAUGGUAGAUUUGAAUGGAGACGACUUGGGCCUUCUCAGCUGGUUUGCCAUCCACCCAGUCAGCAUGAACAAUAGCAACCAUCUUGUAAAUAGUGACAACGUGGGCUAUGCAUCUUAUCUUUUUGAGCAAGAGAAGAACAAAGGCUAUCUACCUGGAGAGGGACCAUAUGUAGCAGCUUUUGCUUCAUCAAACCUAGGAGAUGUGUCCCCCAACAUUCUCGGCCCACAUUGCGUCAACACUGGAGAGUCUUGUGAUAACGCCAAUAGCACUUGUCCCAUUGGUGGGCCUAGCAUGUGUAUGGCUAUGGGACCUGGACAGGAUAUGCUUGACAGCACACAAAUUAUAGGACGGACCAUAUAUCAGAGAGCAAAGGAGCUGUAUGUCUCCGCCUCCCAGGAGGUAACCGGACCACUGGCGUCGGCACACCAGUGGGUGAAUAUGACGGAUGUGACCGUCUGGCUCAAUUCCACACACACAGCAAAAACAUGUAAACCAGCACUGGGCUACAGUUUUGCAGCUGGCACAAUCGACGGAGUUGGAGGCCUCAAUUUUUUGCAGGGGACAACAGAAGGGGAUCCAUUUUGGGACACCAUUCGGGACCAGCUCCUGGGCAAGCCAUCUGAAGAAAUCAAAGAAUGUCAUAAGCCAAAGCCAAUCCUCCUUCACACUGGAGAGCUAUCAAAACCUCACCCCUGGCAUCCAGAUAUAGUUGAUGUUCAGAUUAUUACCCUUGGGUCCUUGGCCAUAAGUGCUAUCCCUGGGGAGCUUACGACCAUGUCUGGACGGAGACUUCGAGAGGCAGUUCAAGCAGAAUUUUCAUUUUAUGGGAUGCAGAAUAUGACUGUUGUUAUUUCGGGUCUAUGCAAUGUCUAUACUCAUUACAUUGCCACUUACGAAGAAUACCAGGUGCAACGAUACGAGGCAGCAUCUACAAUUUAUGGGCCACACACUCUGUCUGCCUACAUCCAGCUCUUCAGAGGCCUUGCUAAGGCCAUUGCUACGGACACAGUAGCCAACCUGAGCAGAGGUCCAGAGCCCCCAUUUUUCAAACAACUAAUAUCUCCAUUAAUUCCUAAUAUUGUGGAUACAGCACCAAUAGGCAGAACUUUUGGGGAUAUUCUGCAGCCAGCAAAACCUGAAUACAGAGUGGGAGAAGUUGCUGAAGUUGUAUUUGUAGGGGCUAACCCAAAGAAUUCAGCAGAAAACCAGACUCAUCAGACCUUCCUCACUGUGGAGAAAUAUGAGACCACUUCAGCAUCGUGGCAGAUAGUGUAUAAUGAUGCCUCCUGGGAGACCCGGUGA
Molecule: messenger RNA, 2085 nt
Organism: Propithecus coquereli (Coquerel's sifaka)
Lineage: Eukaryota; Metazoa; Chordata; Mammalia; Primates; Indriidae
Gene: ASAH2
Product: N-acylsphingosine amidohydrolase (non-lysosomal ceramidase) 2
Exons: 19
Coding region: 1-2085 (694 amino acids)
Biological process (GO): sphingosine biosynthetic process; long-chain fatty acid biosynthetic process; ceramide catabolic process
Cellular component (GO): extracellular region
Molecular function (GO): N-acylsphingosine amidohydrolase activity
Source: RefSeq, a predicted model, not a curated record